UACGACUACAAGUGUUUUUCCCGCUGCCAUCUCCCAGUUCAAUUUCUUCAAAAACAAACCUACCUGACGAUUCAAUUGAUUAUUACCUUCUUUUGUUACGUAGUUUCUUCUCUUUGGUGCGCCGAACAAAAACGAGAGACAGCGCGCAUUGCACAGCACAGAGCUCAUCAAAUUUGCAAGAGACGUCAAGGAAUAAGAAAUGGUUUCUCCUUUGUGAUUCUCGCCACCUACACAAGCCACUUUUCUCAUUAAUUAAAUACGGGGAAACAGCUCACCGACAACGCCCACGGAAAAGAUAUGUAAUGCUUCUCUGAAGAACCACCCUGGAAUUAGCAAAACACUAUUCAAGGACCACUCUAGGCGCAUUACACUGAGGACACUUCAGAAAUGCCUAGCACGCGACACAACCCCGAUCCCUGCGCUCAAUUCAGGAUGCUAGGACACCCGUGCUCUAGCCCACAGCCGCAACUGCUGCCGUCCGUUUACCAGGCGGCGCUCAAUCACGCCGGUCCCUACGGACACGGACGCAACAUCUCGCACACUCCGUGGGAGGCCGUCACCUUCGUCGCUGUAAGUGCGAUUGUGUUGGUGGCCUACAUAGCCGUACUGGGUUACCUAGCAACGAGGGCGCUGCGUCAGGUUCCUCGCGGAACAUCGGCUGGCUCUUUGCCCGGAGGCUUACUGGACACGCGAAUUGUUUACAACACUAAAACAGAUUCCUGUCAGCCUCCCAUGCCGGCUGAGUUAACUGACACACCUGACGGUUCCUUUGACGUCUGAGACGAUCAAAGUAAUACGUGUUUUGACUAGCAUUUUAAUUCUUUCAACUUUUCCUCGAGUUUCUUGGGUUCAUUUGAUUGAACUUUUGGCAGCCAUAUUUCUUUCUUGCGAUUGUCUGUCCCGUUUGCAAAACUCUUUCGUGCUUGUAAACUUCGACAUCUCAAAUCUUUGUCAAUAUUGAUUUCUAAUUUCAUGCAUAUUUUUAAGCAUCAUUAUCAAGCGAGUGGUGUUGUUUCUGACACGGCCCUGGGAAUAGAUCCCUUGUACAACCAUUACGUACAAAUGAUCCGAGAUGUCAGAUGUAUGUCUCUCAUUUCCACUUGUCUCUCACUCAUGUUCUUUUGAUCAGCUCUAAAAGUUUCGUAAAAUUAUUUUCGUUCCUUUUUUUUCGAUCGCAUCAUUUGGAAAGCGAGAAACAAACUAUGUAUAGAGAAAAAAAUUCGAGAAAAAACUUUAAAAAGUUCGGUGCUUCGCGAUGCUACGCUGAAUUCCGGAGAGAACUUUUACGCAAAACAUUUUCGAGAAAAGAAAAUAUCAUAAACUUGUAUUAGAUAAUACUAGUGUACCAUAUACUUCAAGCCACUACGUAGGAAGCGAACUUGAACAGAUGUAUUAUUACUAUUAUUACAUGAUUUAUCUAUGACACAUAACCCGGGGGGAGGGAAGAAUUCGGUUAAUCUAAAGAUUUCACGUCAUUCACAGAAAUAACUCGGGCCACAACUAAAUGAUUCCAAAUGGAAAAAAAUGGAGAACAGGAUUUCUAAUUUCCCGAGACAAAACAAAAGAAGAACGCAACCAUGCCAACAAAAAAAAAAAUGCGAACAGAGUAAACAAGAUUCCCAUCUAAAAUAAUAUGCUAUAUUCACAACCUAUAUAUCAUUCCCCAUUUUGAUUUUGAUUUUGGUUUGUUUAUAAAUGCAAUAGUGUGCAAAUGACACCCCAGACAAUAAACGAGAUUCAUUGUGUGUGC
This is a messenger RNA of Daphnia carinata, 1750 nucleotides long. RefSeq lists its product as uncharacterized. The record is from RefSeq and is a predicted model, not a curated record. The transcript is spliced from 4 exons. NCBI's taxonomy places the organism in Eukaryota, Metazoa, Arthropoda, Branchiopoda, Diplostraca, Daphniidae. The coding region runs from base 388 to 780 and encodes 130 amino acids.